Kwoniella shivajii is the source of this 1710-nucleotide messenger RNA. RefSeq lists its product as uncharacterized. The transcript is spliced from 6 exons. Gene Ontology annotation, cellular component: extracellular region. The coding region runs from base 1 to 1710 and encodes 569 amino acids. The record is from RefSeq and is a predicted model, not a curated record. NCBI's taxonomy places the organism in Eukaryota, Fungi, Basidiomycota, Tremellomycetes, Tremellales, Cryptococcaceae. Gene Ontology annotation, molecular function: chitin binding; chitinase activity. Gene Ontology annotation, biological process: chitin catabolic process; carbohydrate metabolic process.
AUGCGAUCUGCAACAUACUCGGCAAUAGUACUUCUACUUGGUACUGCACGUAUUCACGCUGCACCUGCCGCCUCCCCUCAAUCUUCAGAUACUACUGGAACUGCGGCUGGUGUUGACUAUAAGUGUAGCGAAGAUGGUAAGAGUUACACCGGCUUGAACGGCAGUGGCACUGGUCCAUGUCAAGGUGGCACAGUGUGUAAAGAGGGUGUUCCUGGUGGUCCUUGUGUAUGGCCUGAAGGAUACGGUGCUCCGGGUGUGGCGGCCAUUGCCACAGGAGCUGGAUCUGCAACUGCUGCAUCCGCUACUUCUGAAGGUACAGCAUCUGGUGUUUCUGUCGGUGGUGUAAAUACCGAUCCGAGCGGUUCUGCGACCAUUGCUUCUACUGGCUCUGCUACCAGCUCUGCUUCUGCUUCUGCAACAGACGGCUCGUCUUCUAUACCUGGCGAAUUCGCGGUACAAAGCGUGACCGGAGACGCCAGUCAAACUGCCUCAGGCGUAUCAACUAGCACUGCGUCCAGCUCCUCCGUCAGCAGCAGUUCGACCGAUAAAUCUACUUCGAGUUCUGAGGCUGUCAAUAGCGGACAAACUCGAUUCGUCGGAUACUGGGAAAACUUUUCCAACUUUGGCAGUGUCUCCAAUGCUCAAUUGGACGGUUUAACCCAUGUCAUUCUGUCUUUCAUUGAUAUGUUGACUUGGACACCCGAUAACGCCAAAUUCGCUGUUUCAAGUAAUGGUAAUUUCAACUCUACAACAGCUGAUACCUUAAGAGCUCAAAAAGCUGGACUUAAAGUUAGCGCUGCAUUGGGUGGCUGGGGUUUAGAUCAGACUAUCAGAGAUGCCGCGGACGCAGGAGAUGCUGCUAUCACGGCUUUGAUUGCCAACGCAAAAUCAGUGGUGAAACAAUAUAAACUUGAUGGUCUUGAUCUUGAUUGGGAAUUCCCUAAUGCGCAACAACAACCUGCUUUCGUGAAGAUCUGUCAAGGUCUCAAGAAAGCUAUUCAAGAGGAGAACCCUAAAGGAAUAUUAAGUGUAGCUCUUGGCUCAAGAACGACUCAGAAAGAUCCUAAAACAAGCUUCAAAGAUGUAGAUGCUAUGACGCAGGAUACUUUCUCUCAAUUAGCCGAUACUGUUGAUAUGUGGAAUAUCAUGACUUACGAUUAUGUGAACAGAUACGACACUAAAACCGGUCAUCAAUCCAGUAAGAGUGUGAUUGAACAAGCAUUAGCUUAUUACAAGCAAAAUGGAAUGGCAUUGGAUAAAGCCAAUAUUGGAUUCCUCAACACAGCCAAAUUCUUUGGGGACGUCACUACCUGUUCAACUGAAAACCCAAUCGAUUGUACGAUGGGCGGAGUUGAGGCGUUCGAAACUGGUGGAAAGGAUAAUGGUAUAUCAGGUUGGCUGAGAUAUAACCCAGAGAUUGAUGCUGGUUUAGGUGAAUAUAAAGAACAGGCCGUUGUAAUGAGGACCGAUUCGUGGGCCAAGAAACCAGAUGAUUCUACAACUGCUUUCGAAGAUGAACAUGCGCAUGCCUGGUACGAUCAAAGUGCAAAAGUUUUCUGGACUUGGACAACAGGUGAUGAUAACAAAGCUUUAUGUGAAGAGUUCAAAUCUCAAGUUGGUGGAAUGUUCGUUUGGUCAGUGAAUCAGGAUGAGCACGGUAUCAACGGUGGUUCCCACAUGCAAGCUUUAGCUUCAUGUGUAAAAGGGUAA